Penicillium olsonii is the source of this 999-nucleotide messenger RNA. The record is from the annotation of a GenBank genome assembly. NCBI's taxonomy places the organism in Eukaryota, Fungi, Ascomycota, Eurotiomycetes, Eurotiales, Aspergillaceae.
AUGGCUUCAUAUGGCCUCCUAGACCAGUCAGAAGAAGAUGCACUCCACAAAUCGCGUCUCCUCAACGUCGAAGAGAGACCCUUCAAACGAAUCUCCAAGCGCCUCUUAAACCCCGACUCCAUCCUUGUUUCGCAAUCCUCUCUCCCUACCCCACCACCCGAAGAAAGCGACGACAGCCACGCGACCGCAGAAGCCCAAAAACAGAAAAAGCUCGAAGAAUGGCGCCACUUCCGAGAAGAUGUGUCGCUGGAUUUCGCUGCAUUCGAAGCCAGCAUCACGCGCGUGCAGUUUCUUAUCACAGGAAAUGAGAAAGAACGCCAGCGAUAUGCCACAGAGCGAGUACAGAUUCUGUCUACAAUGCAAUCCGUCCGGGAGAGCACAGCCGAUCUCCGUAGUCAACUUGAAGAGGCGCAGCGACUACUCUCCUUGCGCAAGACGUACGACGAACUGGCCGAUAAAAUCACUAGCAACCGCCUACUGAAGCCGCGCGAGGAUCAAUCGGCGAACCUCCAAAAACUGCGCACGGAGAUCGCGGAUCUAGAGAACGAGAGCAAGGACUACGCCACAACUUGGGCUGAGCGGCGAGAGCAGUUCGGUCGCAUUGUCGACGAGGGCAUGCAGCUGCGUCGGUUGAUUCGCGAUGAGAAAGAGGAGGUUGAGCGCCGGGAGGGGAUGCAGGAGGGCGAGGAUGGCGAUGAGGGCGAUUCCACAUCGAAGGGCAAGGCUAGCAGUGCCAAUACCCCGGGCCCCGACAGCGAGGGUAUGACUCCGCCGCAGAUCCAGGAGGAGCCCCGACCUGCGGCUUUGGUGGUUGAAAAGACAGGCGCUACCGGAGCCGCGUCACCUUUGCGCCAGGUGACUACGGCGUCCAAUAAUGAGGACACGAACAUGGUUGAUGAUGGCGAAAUCUCCGCGAUCAGUGACGGUGAAUUGUCCGAGCUUGAAGAGGGAGAGGAGGUUCCUGACGAUCACUACAAUGAGAAGAUGGAUACUACUUGA